Molecule: messenger RNA, 2192 nt
Organism: Suillus clintonianus
Lineage: Eukaryota; Fungi; Basidiomycota; Agaricomycetes; Boletales; Suillaceae
Product: DAK1 DegV-like protein
Exons: 8
Coding region: 166-2157 (663 amino acids)
Biological process (GO): glycerol catabolic process
Cellular component (GO): cytosol
Molecular function (GO): glycerone kinase activity
Source: RefSeq, a predicted model, not a curated record
CUCACCACGAUAUCGCUUCUCAUGUGAGUCAAGUGACCCUCUGACUGAACGGAUGACUUAUCUACCAAAGCACCCACGGUCUCUCUUUCGCGGCCCCAUAAUCAUAUCCAUCAAGUUCGAGCGACGAUCCCUUAGUCUAUGAAGUUUAUGGUGUGACAUAUUGCCAUGUCUCACAAACACAUCUACAACUCUUCUGAUGGCCUCGUUCUCAAAUCUCUCCGCGGUGCAGUUGCAUUGAACCCUGCGCUUCGUCUACAUGCCUCAACUAAGAUAGUGUAUGUUGCGAACACUCCUCCAUCAACUCGCAUUGCCGUUCUAUCUGGCGGGGGUGCCGGUCACGAGCCUGCGCAUGCUGGUUAUACAGGCCACGGAAUGCUAACAUCCUCCGUCUCCGGUGAUGUCUUCGCGAGUCCGAGUGCAAAACAAAUUUUGGCCGCUAUCGAGUUUGCCGCAUUUACAAACAGCCCCACCCCUCGAGACGUGGUGAUCAUCAUCAACAAUUACACUGGCGAUCGUUUGAACUUCGGUCUAGCUAUGGAGCAUGCUCGUGCGAAACAUCCGGGAUUGAAUGUCGUGAGCGUGCUGAAUGCGGACGACGUUUCGCUUUUGCCCCAGACAAGGCAAGACGGGAAGGACGCGGGGAUGGUUGGUCCGAGAGGUCUCGGGGGAAACAUUUUUGUGUGCAAGGUCCUUGGUGCCUACACCAUGUUCGGUGGCAAAGGAGAAUCUACCUCUCCAAGUGCCCCUAACCCCACGCUUGCACGUGCCAAAUGCCUUGGUGAUGCACUAGUUGCACAUUUACGUAGCAUUGGUGUUGCCCUCGGACAUUGCCAUGUCCCUGGACGCGAACCACAUUCAGCUUCUCAACUGAUUGCCGACAACCACGUUGAACUGGGACUCGGUUUACACAAUGAACCAGGCGUUCGCUGUGCACCGUUGGAAUCCUCUCAUUGGCUCGCCACUGAGAUGUUGCGCCUGGUGAGUAUGUCUGGCGGAGGAUGGAGCGGAGCAGAUAUUUACAAGGGCGAAGGGGCGCCCAAGUUUGACGCUCAUGAGUCGUGGCUCCGCGAAGAUGAUGUGACUGUGUUGUUCAUAAAUAAUCUUGGCGGUGUAUCGCAACUUGAAAUUGGCGCAAUAGUGGAAGAAGUCCGGGACGUUCUUGCGUCGCAGAAGAUUGUUCCGUCUCGUGUCUACUGCGCUCCAUUUAUGACCUCGUUGAAUGCGCCUGGAUUCUCAAUAUCCGUUGUGAACGUAUCCAGGAUUCACGAACUUAUUAAUGGCAACAACGAGGAAGAUGAGAUCGACUUGCUCGCGCUCCUGGACGCUCCAACCGAUGCCCAUUCCUGGCUUGGUGUACGCUCAUGGCCGGCUGUCAGGGCCACCCCUGACGAGAAUGAAGUACAGGCGGAGGCCUUGCUACGAACAUUCACUUCUUCUCCUUCUGGGACUUCUCAGUCUUCAUCUGACGGGGGUUCGACUUGGCAAGGUUUGGGUAUGUUAGAAGAGAACGUGAUCAAGGGUAUCAGAGGGGCGUGUCAAGCUGUGCUGGUCGCUGAGCCAGAUAUGACACGAUUUGACACGAUUGUGGGCGAUGGUGACUGCGGAGAGACGUUCGCUAGUGGUGCUCAAGGUUUGUUUAGGAGUACAUGCUGUUCGCUUGCCUGUGAUCCUAAUCGGAAUGCAGCCAUUCUUGCGGCCCUUGACUCUGGAACCCUCGAUCCAGCGAAGACAGCUCCUGCCCCAUUUGUUGGCAAGGUGGGUGAAAUACUGGAAGGGAGCAUGGGUGGUACUGCUGGUGCUCUUUUCGCAAUCUUCUUCACAGCAUGGUCCAAUGCCUUACGUUCAUUAAACGGCCCAUCGUCACUUAGCGCAGCUCUUAUCGCGUUAGGAGCACACACACCUGCUCGUCCGGGAGAUAGGACUGUCGUUGAUGCCUUAGCACCAUUCUGUGCUGUGCUUUCGUCAGAUGAUGCUUCACUGGAAGAUGCUGUGAUUGCUGUGAAAGAAGGUGCGGAAAGUACCCGGGGAAUGAAGGCACGAUUAGGGCGGGCAUCUUAUGUGGGGGGUGGAGAAGGAGGGGUUGGUGUUCCUCCUGACCCUGGUGCUUGGGGAGUCGCCCACAUCGUGGAUGGGUUUGCAAAGGGUAUAGCUGCGUAAUCCAUCACUGGAAGGAAGACACUCCUUCCUUUUUU